AUGCGUUAUGGAGCGUUGCCUGCGAUAAUUAAUGUUCCAUUGGAAGUGUUGGAGGUAGCCGGUAUCGAUAUAGAGAAUUCAGGUGAAUUAACAGAAGAUCAAAUAAAUACAAUUAUGUCUCUGAUUGAACCAAAUGGUGCAACUCAACAGAAUGAGUUGAAACAUGAGCAUAUUGAUAUACCGCAUUCUUCUUAUUCUAAUGGUAUGCCUAGUUCUUCAUCCGAUGCUGGAGAUCGUUUAACAUUGUAUAUUCUGGAUGAUGGCUCAUUGAAACUUACGGAUGCUACACUUCAGAAGGAAUAUUUUUUUACACCGAGGGACCUAGCGUUGCAUAAUAUUGAUGUUGACAAUUUAACUGACGAAACUUUGCAACGAAUCAUUCAGAUGGCUAUGGAAUCAAAUGAAGUGGUGACAACAAAAAAGCGAAGAAUGGAAGAUGUUGGCUGUGUGGAAUUUUCACCAAAUUUUUUACCUAAUACUUCAGUGGAACCGCCAACAUCUAGUGCUUCAAAAACAGUUCUUGUCAGUGAAGAUCACCAUGUUGAAUCACAACUAUCGUUAAUAGGCACUGAAGUUGAAAUUAAACGAGAUGUGAUGGCCAUUUCGAGUGAAGAUGAAAUGCGAUUGCUUCAUGAUGAAAGUUCUGGGAAACGUAGUGAUCAUGAAUCAUAUAGUGAAAGAGCUAGAACUUUAUCUUCUGAAAGUGUUGGUGAAGAUACUAUAUCAAAAAAUAUUAAUGGCCGAAGAUGCAUUUCCCAGAUUCCAGGUAUUAAAGUUACUCCAGCGAAUGGUUGUCAUAAGUAG
Messenger RNA from Brugia pahangi, 804 nucleotides. The record is from the annotation of a GenBank genome assembly. Lineage: Eukaryota; Metazoa; Nematoda; Chromadorea; Rhabditida; Onchocercidae.